AUAACAACAGGGCAAUUUCCGGUUUUCUAUAGUCUUUCAAAGGGGUACAUCUAGCGGCUGAAAUCUUUUAUGUGAACCACCAGAACAGUUUCAUAUAAAUGUGACUCCUUUAUACAGGCAGAAAUAUUAGCAUAAAGGCUACGAUAAUGUUUUUUAUGUGUCCGCGUAGUGUGUCGUGACAACUCCCAGUUUCAUUUGAAAGAACCGCGUUCUAAUAUUUGCUAGCCAGCGAGCUAAGUUAGCUACCCCAUACACCAGCUGUUUGCUGCGGCUACUAAAACGGGUUAAGCAUGAGUGAGGGAGAGGUUUUCCAUGAGAAGCAGAGGCUAGAGUUGUGUGCCAUCCAUGCUCUUAACAAUGUGCUCCAGGAGAGAGUCUUCACCAAGGAUACAGCGGAUGACAUCUGCAAGCGCCUUGCUCCACAGUGCGUAGUGAACCCUCACCGCUCAAUGCUGGGCACGGGGAACUAUGAUGUCAAUGUUAUCAUGGCUGCGCUACAGAGCCGUGGGCUGGCUGCUGUGUGGUGGGACAAGCGCAGGUCAGUGCAGUGUCUGUGCGUGGAGAAAGUCCAGGGUUUCAUCCUGAAUGUUCCCUCUCGGGUGUCGCUGGGAAUUGUGUACCUCCCCCUCCGAAGGAGACACUGGCUUGCAGUGCGACAGGUCAAUGGACCGUUCUACAACCUUGACUCUAAACUUAAGAAUCCUGUCUGCAUCGGAGGUGAAGCAGAACUCCGUACCUUCCUCAGUGAGCAACUCUCUCAGGAUGUAUCAGAAAUGCUCCUUGUCGUCCAAAGGGAAGUAGAAGAGGAUGGGACUUGGCUGAACUCUGAUGAUCCAAGGAAGUGAUUCCAGGAGGACAGGAAGCUCCUUGAUUCAGGAUAGAACUGUUGUGCAAAAUAGUGUUUCAAAAUCCAAAAGCUUUACAAAGGAACUCUUCCUGAGGGACUACAGAAGUGGAAAAGGACACAUAAUUACACAGGAAACCCCAGAGAAUAUUGGGGGGGGGGGGCAAUUUAAAGAACUGGCUCGAUCCAAGUAUGGUGGAUUGGGCUGUGGUGUUUGUAUAUUCACUGCAGUUGCAUUAGUCUCUCUUUCACUUUCUGUCUUUCCUUGUAUGCAUCUAUGCAGUGCACUGAUACAGUAUACGUGACAGAACCGUAAACUUCCUUACGUCUAUGCACAAAAGAGGUACAAAACAGGCAUCUGGUGCAGCCUAAGUAUAUAAAAAUGUCUGUUAUCUUUCUGUCUGUCCUGUCUUUUCAUCCAACUAUGCAUAUUGCAACCAACGAGAGUUCUGCCUCUUUCAAACACUUACCGUUACUCAGAGGAAAAAAUAAAUUAACUGUUAUUUAUAUGA
This is a messenger RNA of Anguilla anguilla (European eel), 1356 nucleotides long. RefSeq names its product Josephin domain containing 2 (gene josd2). Gene Ontology annotation, molecular function: cysteine-type deubiquitinase activity. Gene Ontology annotation, biological process: protein deubiquitination. The transcript is spliced from 5 exons. The record is from RefSeq and is a predicted model, not a curated record. Lineage: Eukaryota; Metazoa; Chordata; Actinopteri; Anguilliformes; Anguillidae. Bases 291 to 845 code for a protein of 184 amino acids.